Molecule: messenger RNA, 1218 nt
Organism: Bufo bufo (common toad)
Lineage: Eukaryota; Metazoa; Chordata; Amphibia; Anura; Bufonidae
Product: olfactory receptor 1-like
Exons: 2
Coding region: 1-1218 (405 amino acids)
Biological process (GO): G protein-coupled receptor signaling pathway
Cellular component (GO): membrane
Molecular function (GO): olfactory receptor activity; G protein-coupled receptor activity
Source: RefSeq, a predicted model, not a curated record
AUGACGGAAGCACAUAUCUCCCUUAUACCAAAAGAAGGGAAAGAUCCUAAACAAUGCUCCAACUACAGGCCCAUAUCCCUCCUAAACAUAGACCUCAAGCUCCUAGCCAAGAUGUUAGCCAAUAGGCUAGCUGUCCUCCUUCCCCACCUUAUACACGGAGAUCAGGUUGGCUUCAUCCGGGCUAGAGAAGGCAAAGACAACACCUCCAGAGUGAUCAAUGUUAUCAGCCAUGCCAAAAGACUUUCCUCCCCCUUGCUUCUCCUUAGUACCGACGCGGAGAAAGCAUUCGAUAGAAGAAAUCUGACUGUGGUCACAGACUUUUUUCUCUUGGGAUUUCAAGGCAGACAACUUUUUAGAAAUGUUCUCUUCCUUCUGUUCCUUCUUGUCUUUGUUGCCACAAUAUGUGGGAAUCUCCUGAUCAUCACCCUGGUGUCCACCAGCAAGAACCUCCAGACUCCAAUGUACUUCUUCAUCUCACAAUUGUCCAUCAGUGACAUCUUAUUAUCCACAGAUAUUGUCCCCAACCUGCUCCACAUCCUACUGAAUAAUGGAGGAACCAUCAGUUUUAUUGGUUGUAUGAAUCAGCUUUAUUUUUUCUUAACCCCCGAGGCAUUUGAAGCUCUUCUUCUCGCUGUGAUGUCUUAUGACAGAUAUGUGGCCAUCUGUAAUCCCCUCCGUUAUGCCGCUAUCAUGACUAAUAGAUUUUGUAUUAACUUAAUCACUAUAUGUUGGUUGUUGGAUACUUUUAUUACAUUUACUGUGACUAUAACAUUAUCCAAGCUAAACUUUUGUGAGUCAAAUAUCAUUGACCAUUUAUUCUGUGACCUUGUCCCCUUACUAGAACUUUCCUGUUCUGACACCUUCUCUGUUCACUUGGAGAUCUUUGUUUUGGGAGCUCCAUCUAUAAUGGUCCCAACCGCAAUCAUUGUAGUGUCUUAUACUUACAUUGUGAUAUCAGUCUUAAGGAUCCCAUCCAGUACUGGUAGACAGAAAGCCUUCUCCACCUGUAGCUCCCACCUCAUUGUGGUCUCCAUAUUUUACUGGACUAUAUUCAGUGUUUAUGUUCUUCCAAACAGUAUACAAACACGAGUUACUGAUAAAAUCCUCUCCCUGCUGUAUACUGUAUUUACUCCAUUUAUUAACCCCGUUAUAUACAGUCUGAGGAAUAAAGACAUUAAGGAGGCCGUACAGAAAGUAUUCCAUAAACAUGUCAUGUAA